UUGCGAUCCUACCCGACUUCUUCUAUUAUAUUACCCAGCUGAAAACACUUGUCGGAUCCAUUUCCAGGAUUCAUAGCUGUUCAUUGAAUAUCAUGGCUUCGAAAAGUGUGCUGAUCACCGGGUGCUCUCCAGGCGGCAUUGGGCAUGCUCUUGCGCGCGAAUUCAAAUCCAAGGGCUUGCGGGUGUUCGCCACGGCAAGGAAGACCGAAACCAUUUCCGAUUUGGCCGCUCUCGGCAUCGAGACUCUCUCGCUGGAAGUCACCGAUCAGAGCAGCAUCGAAGCACUACUGGAAGAGAUCAAAACCCGCACUGGCGGCUCUUUGGACAUUCUCGUGAACAAUGCGGGUCGCAACUACACCGUGCCAGCCCUGCAUGUGGAGAUGGAGGAGAUCCGUCAGACCUUUGAGACAAACGUCUUCUCCGUGAUGCGCAUCUGCCAGCUAUUCGCGCCGCUACUCAUCAAUGCCAAAGGCACCAUCGUCCAGAUCGGGAGCGUGGCAGCCAUUAUCCCCUACGUAUUCGGGUCCGUCUACAAUUCGUCCAAGGCGGCUUUGCACGGCUACACCACCACGUUACGGGUAGAGCUUGCGCAAUUCGACGUCCGAGUCGUGACCGUAGUCACCGGUGGCGUGAAGAGCAACAUUGCACGCACUAACCGCUCGCUUCCCGAAGACUCCAUCUAUCUACCAAUUGAGACAGAGUAUGCCGAGCGACUUAAGCACAGUCAAACGGCAGGUAUUCCCAACGAGCAGUACGCUCGUUCAGUGGUCAGCCAAGUGCUCUACAAGCCACGCAAGGAUACUAUUUGGGAAGGUGGCAUGUCCACCGUCGUAUGGUUCGCAAAUUCGUUUUUCCCGCGAUGGGUCAUGGACUACGUUGUGACUCGCAUGUUCAAGUUGUAUAAGUUGCGCGGAACUUAUACAAAGAAGACCAACUGAGUUUCGAAUGUCUCCAUAAGCACAGCUAUACUUACUUUGCUGUCCCGAAAGCUGGGCUCAUUGCCAAAACCGCGUCGUCGGCGUUGUGAGAGGCAAAAUAUUUGAUAAUGCAUCGAACGUAUCGGAAAGCGUGAGAAUGAAAGCGCGAGAUGGAGGAGCGCAAACCUUGUAUUGCUGUCAUAUCAUGUUGUUAUACAUCAUUUCUUGCCGGGCCAAAUGUCUUUGACCGCAGAAAUGAUCGAUCCCGACUUCUUUUGGUCCCCUUCGGAUGAAGCAGGGCCCAGGUCUCCCAAUCUUGACUCACUCUCCGACGCCGCUUCUGCUGUCCGUCUCUCCUCCUCGGCGACCUUCUGUUUGUCCACUCGUCGACCCUCCAUGAGCUUCUUGCGCACUGCCCGAAGCUCUUGCUCUUCCUCCUCUCGAAUCUCCAACUCCUUCAACCAUGCCUCGUGCUGCUCCUUC
Messenger RNA from Dissoconium aciculare CBS 342.82, 1400 nucleotides. Its product is annotated as NAD(P)-binding protein. The record is from RefSeq and is a predicted model, not a curated record. The coding region runs from base 93 to 938 and encodes 281 amino acids. Gene Ontology annotation, molecular function: acylglycerone-phosphate reductase (NADP+) activity; triacylglycerol lipase activity. Gene Ontology annotation, cellular component: endoplasmic reticulum; lipid droplet. The transcript is spliced from 2 exons. Lineage: Eukaryota; Fungi; Ascomycota; Dothideomycetes; Mycosphaerellales; Dissoconiaceae. Gene Ontology annotation, biological process: triglyceride catabolic process; phosphatidic acid biosynthetic process.